AUGAAUUCUACCAAUGGCAUUCAUCCAGCUAUAGAAAGGGCGUGGUCUGCCGCGGUGAUGGACAGCGACCCUAUUCCCAAGAACCUGCCCAAAGUAAAGGGCUACGACUUCAACGAAGGGGUACAAUAUGAUAAAAUAUUUGCCACAUUGUCAACUAUGGGAUUUCAGGUUGGUAUAUGUCUUUGUUGCGUAUUCAACGACAUGCUUGACUGCAAGUUGCGAACGAUUCCCAAGCUGGAGAAAGGUUCCUUCCAUAAGGCGUUUAUCUCCGAGGGUCGCAGAACAAGCAACUGUACCAUAAUGCUCGGGUACACAUCCAACAUGGUGUCAUCUGGUAACAGGGAAGUGCUCAAAUAUCUGGCAGAGCAUAAUAUGGUGGACUGUAUCGUCACCACUGGUGGGGGUGUGGAGGAGGAUUUAAUCAAAUGUCUCCAUUCUUUCUACAUCGGCGACUUUUCAUUGCAGGUAUGCUGCAGUUUAGUAACAGACAAAAUAGGAAACUUGAUCGCGCCAAACUCUGGCUACAGUAAACUCCACGCUUGGCUCAGUCCUAUACUGGACGCCAUGUCAGAUGAACAGAAGAAU
Molecule: messenger RNA, 585 nt
Organism: Candidula unifasciata
Lineage: Eukaryota; Metazoa; Mollusca; Gastropoda; Stylommatophora; Geomitridae
Source: the annotation of a GenBank genome assembly